Scatophagus argus is the source of this 2115-nucleotide messenger RNA. It is a transcript of the gene pigs, whose product is annotated as phosphatidylinositol glycan anchor biosynthesis, class S. NCBI's taxonomy places the organism in Eukaryota, Metazoa, Chordata, Actinopteri, Scatophagidae. Gene Ontology annotation, biological process: attachment of GPI anchor to protein. Gene Ontology annotation, cellular component: GPI-anchor transamidase complex. The record is from RefSeq and is a predicted model, not a curated record. Bases 116 to 1807 code for a protein of 563 amino acids. The transcript has 12 exons.
UCAAAGUAUGUUAUUGCAGCCAUGAGUCGCCCUGUUUGCGCUUAACGGAGGUCAUGUGACGUGCGACUGGCUGCGAUGUGAUAACAAACGCACCCCAUUCAGUUCAUUGACAGAAAUGGCUACCGCGGAAGUGGAGCGGAGACGUGGCCAGCUUGCUGCACUGUCCAUAGCGGCAGUGGUCAUCAUCAUAGGAGUCCCUCUGUGGUGGCGAACAACUGAAACAUAUCGUGCAUGGCUGCCUGUCAGUCAGAUAAAAGAGUUGGCCAACCUGCAGCUACAGCUGAGCGCUGAUGUGGAGGUUGUGUUUGCACGUGGAACUGUGACGCCAGAACAGCAGAAGAAGGUCCCACUGACGCAGACGCAGGAUGAGGAACACACAGUCGAUGAGGACACAGCUUUGAGAUACAGGUAUGAGACCAGGUACCGCACAGCUACAAUCAUGGAGGAGGAUGCCCUAAAGCAGCCCUCUGCUGCAGAGGCGGAUCUGUCUCUGCACAUGCUCAGUGAGAGUCCAUGUGGCUCUUUGGUUGUGUAUGUGAUCCCAGAGUCCUCUUCACUUCUGCCUGAGGAUGUGGACGUGUAUAUCGGUCAGCGACGCACAGCUCUGUUGCGUAUUGGUACCCAGAUGAGAGUGGGUAAGACACUAGAGCAAUUGUUGGCUCACUUGGAGCCUCGGAUCAAGCAGGUGCUGCAGGUGAUGUCUUUUGGCCACACCGACAUCAUCGCUGCACUCGGCGACAGAGUUCGCCUCAGCCCUGGCAAAAAAAAAGAAAGCACCGCUAACAGCAUGAGAGCCUUUAAAUCCAGCCCAGGUUAUGAAAUAACUUUCAGUCUGUUGAACCCAGACCCGAAGUCACAUCGGCUACACUGGGACAUAGAGGGAGCUGUGGAGACAUACAUCCAACCACUGAUUACAAAACUGGCCCCUUUGGCUAACUUUAGCAUUGAUUCUCAGACCUUAUACUAUGCCAUGCUCGGUGUCAACCCACGCUUUGACAGCAGCCGCAGCGCCUACACACUCAACUCUGACAGCCUCGCACAUGUCAUCAAUCCUGUGGAAGCCAGACUAGGCUCAAAUGCGGCAUCUUCCAACCCGGUGUUGAAUUUUCUUCUGUAUGUCCCGGAUGCCCACCAUUCACCCCUUCACAUUCAAGACCGCCAGAAAAAGGAAGUGGUUUCUAAUGCGUUUCACUCUCCACGGUGGGGAGGAAUUAUGGUCUAUAAUGUUAAUGAUCUCUAUGGACCAGAGGCUGCGUUCCCUGUUGACAUCAACAUCAACAUGGCCAAAGUCAUGGGAGUCUUCCUCGCACAGCUUCGACUGUUGCUGGGUGUGCAGUCAUCUACGCCUCCCCCUGGCUUCCUGGUGGCACCAUGCAGCAGUGCAGGACUAGCCGAUUGGGAGCUGGACCGUCUCAUGUGGAGUCGUAGUGUGGAAAAUAUUGCAACAGCAACCACCACUAUCACCUCUCUGGCACAGCUGCUGGACCAGAUUGGAAACAUUGUUAUCAAUGAUAAUAUUGCUCAACAGGUGUCCAGUGCCGUCAUGUCUCUGCAGCUGGCUGUGGCUGAGCUGGAGGCCGGGAACCUUGGCUUUGCUCUGCAGUACAGUAAAGAGGCCAUCUCGGCCUCAGAGAGGGCGUUCUUUGACCCUUCACUCCUCCACCUCCUGUACUUCCCCGAUGACCAGAAGUUUGCUAUCUACAUUCCACUCUUCCUGCCCAUGUGUGUGCCUAUUCUGCUGUCACUGCUCAAAAUCAUGUCUGAAGCUAGACAGAGACGCAGGGAAAAGCAAGCCAAGAAGGACUGACAAAACACUUGAAGAGAAGAUAUGCUGAACACAGUCUGAACAAAAGCAUACUAUGAACAAACAGUCAGUGGCCUUCAUAUUUAGGUACGAGGGUAGCCAUGAAAAAAGACUUGAAGCAUUGGGGUGAGAGGUUUAUCAUGCAUGAUUUUUUUUUGUUUGUUUGUUUUGUUUUCUGUUAAUUUUAAGAUGAAUGUGAUGAAUGUCUCUUAUGACACUGUGUACUGGAAAGCCUGAAUUGUUGUAAAUGUGUUUUAUAUUUGAAUUCACUCUCUAUUUUAAGUUAUAAAUAAAAAAGACUAAAUAUGUAA